Molecule: messenger RNA, 1122 nt
Organism: Zasmidium cellare ATCC 36951
Lineage: Eukaryota; Fungi; Ascomycota; Dothideomycetes; Mycosphaerellales; Mycosphaerellaceae
Exons: 1
Coding region: 1-1122 (373 amino acids)
Biological process (GO): ketone body biosynthetic process; L-leucine catabolic process
Molecular function (GO): hydroxymethylglutaryl-CoA lyase activity
Source: RefSeq, a predicted model, not a curated record
AUGGACGAGAAGUCGAUUCUGCGGAAUUCGGGCGUGCGAAUCGUGGAAGUUGGCCCCCGAGAUGGAUUGCAAAAUAUCAAGUCGGCGAUCCCGACGUUAACGAAGGUGGAGCUUGUCUCGAGGCUGAGGAAUACGGGACUGAAAUCGAUCGAGUUGACAUCUAUGGUGUCUCCACGAGCGGUGCCACAACUUGCCGAUGGUCGACAAUUGCUGGCCGAUCGCGAGAUUCAGGGGUUUCUCCAGGACGAGGAAGUCCGUCAUCCAGUGCUGGUACCGAAUAUGAGAGGACUUGAGAGAGCGAUGGAGCUUGGAGUCGGAGAGGUUGCGGUCUUUGUGAGUGCGAGCGAGGGCUUCAGUCGCACGAAUAUCAAUUGCUCGGUUAAUGAAGGUCUCUCCCGCUCGCGACAGGUUGCUCAAAAGGCACUUGAAGCUGGGUUGUCUGUUCGCGGCUACGUGAGCUGUAUCUUCGCCUGCCCAUUCGAUGGACCGACUUCGCAUGAGACAGUGGCUAGAGUUGUGAAAGACUUGCUGGAUAUGGGAUGUUACGAAGUCAGUCUUGGAGAUACCUUGGGAGUUGGGAGUGCCGUUGACGUGAAGUCUUUGUUGGGCCAUCUGCAACGCUCAGGGGUUCCCAUUGACCGACUCGCUGGCCACUUCCACGACACGUAUGGCCAAGCCGUGAGCAACGUCUGGGCGGCGUAUGAGUGUGGCGUGAGGGUCUUCGACAGCAGUGUUGCUGGUCUUGGCGGCUGUCCUUACUGUCCCGGCGCCAAAGGAAAUGCAGCGACCGAAGACGUGGUGUUCCUGUUCGACAGAGCCGGAAUCGAGACCGGCGUAGACCUGGACCAGCUCGCAAUCGUCGGAGCCUGGAUAUCUGCCGAGCUCUCGAUGGCCAAUGGAAGCCGCGCAGGCGCAGCCCUUGCUGCGAGACAAGGUUUCCGAGAGCAACCACGCUCGCAUAAGGAAUCAUUCGGAAAGCUCGAGCAGGAGGAGGUCAUGUCAAAGGCUCAAAAGGACGGCUCCAGACUCUUUCAAGCUGGGGUCAGUCUACGGGCUCUGUGGCAGGUAUGCCAUCUUCUCUGGCGGUCAAGGCAUAAACUGGCGCUGCCGCUGGGUCUUUGA